Messenger RNA from Anopheles coustani, 1248 nucleotides. RefSeq names its product SEC14-like protein 2. The record is from RefSeq and is a predicted model, not a curated record. Gene Ontology annotation, cellular component: cytoplasm. Bases 1 to 1245 code for a protein of 414 amino acids. The transcript has 5 exons. NCBI's taxonomy places the organism in Eukaryota, Metazoa, Arthropoda, Insecta, Diptera, Culicidae.
AUGUCAACGAAACUACCGUCCCUACAGGAUGACGAGCGUUUUGCGCUGAUGAAGUUUCGGCGCCAGAUGGCUGACAUACUAAAACCGGAGCACGAUGAUUACUAUCUACUACGCUGGCUGCGAGCACGCCAGUGGAAUCCGGAUGCAGCGGAGAAGAUGCUGCGCGACUCGAUGAAAUUCCGCGAGCGCUGGAAUACAGAUGAGAUCGCCAAGUGGCCGACGCCGCAGAUCCUGCGCGACUACAGCCCGCACGGUGUGUCCGGCUACGACAAGGAGGGUUCGCCGAUCAUCAUCAUCCCGUUCGCCGGGUUUGACAUCUGGGGCCUGCUGCACAGCGUGUCCCGGGCCGACAUCAUCCGCAUGACGAUGCAGGCGCUCGAGGGCUACAUGCAGCUGGCGUACGAGCAGAGCCGCAAGACGAACGAUCCGGCCAGCCGGCAGUUUGUGGUCGUGUUCGAUAUGGACAACUUCAACCUGAAGCAGUACAUCUGGCGGCCGGCGAGCGAGGUCGUGAUUUCGCUGAUCAAAAUGUACGAGGCGAACUAUCCGGAGAUCCUCAAGUGCUGCUACAUCAUCAACGCACCGAAGGUGUUCGCGUUCGCGUACAACAUGGUGAAGAAGUUCCUGGGCGAGUACACGAUCGACAAGAUCCGGAUCUACAAGCCGGACCGGAGCAAGUGGCUGCCGGCGAUUCUGGAGCGGUGCGACGCGGACCAGAUUCCGGCGUACUUUGGCGGUACGCAGACCGAUCCGGAUGGCAAUGUGCGGUGCGAGAAGAAGAUCUGCUGGGGUGGUAAGGUGCCGAAGGAGCUGUACACCUCGAAGGAGGACAGCUUCAACAACAAUCUGUCGUUCACCGAGACGGAGAUCCGGAAGGGUAGCAAGCUGAAGCUGACCUUUGACUGCGAGGAUGCGGGCUGCUUUUUGAAAUGGGAAUUCCGUACGUACGACAGUGACAUCAAGUUCGGUGUCAAGUGUGUCAACAAGAAGACGGACGAAGCGAUCAUCGAGGUGCCCCUGAAGCGGGUGUCCUCCCACCAAGUGGACGAGUCCGGUUUCAUCACCUGCCAGCCGGGAUGCACCUAUCACGUUCUGUUCGACAACUCGUACUCGUACUUCAAGACGAAGAAGAUACGCUACUCGGUGCUCAUGACGGCGCCCCUGAGCGAUGUCGAGCAAACGAUGGCUCCGGUUGCGGUAACGGAAGAGCUGGUACCGGAAACGGAAGCCGGCGGUGAAGAUUGAACG